UCCAUCGUCUUCGUAGUGGUAUCGUUUCCUUAGCUACUUCCUUCAACCAUCGCCAACUCGCUUCCGCUGUUACGCUGUAACUGAUCCCAGCUUACGCCUCAUCCUUCCAUUACAUCCAUGUCCAUAUGUUCCAAUGUCCCAUCCGACCCAUCCUUGUCCAGAUUCCGGUCAUGCUCGGGUCCUUACAAAAUUCCCCCUUCGAUUGGGUGUAUCAUGCCACUUCACAAAACGAACGCGCUUGCAGAGCAUCCAGCGCUAAGGGGUGCUUCUGGCCUCGGGGAAAGAUGCUCGGUGGUUCCGGGGCAUCGAACGCAAUGGUGUACAUGCGCGGCAAUGCACGCGACUACGAUUCCUGGGAAGCGCGUGGUAACAGCGGCUGGGGUUGGUCUAGCGUUCUGCCGUACUUUAUCAAAUCCGAGGACAACCAAAAUGAACGGAUCGCGAGUGACAGUCGGUUCCAUGGGACCGGCGGAUACCUAACCGUAACGACCGCACCAGGCCGGAGAGAUGAGAUGCAGUGGCUGAUGACGGGAGCAGCACAGGAAGCUGGCUAUCAGUGGCUCGAGGAUUUUAAUGCCGACACACAUAUCGGUUUCGGUCCGAUGCAGCACACCAUCCGGAACGGGACCCGUUGCAGUCCGGCCAAGGCAUUUCUCGUACCGGCCAAAGAUCGUCCUAAUCUCCACGUCAUCAAGCAUGCGCACGCCACGCGGAUCGUGUUCGAUGACAAUCGAAAGAGCGUGGUUUCGAUCGAGAUGCUGGUCAACGGUAGCGACCGUCUAAGUGUUCCAGUACGCCGGGAAGCUAUUCUAUCAGCCGGUGCCAUUAACACACCCCAGCUACUGCUGCUGUCCGGGGUGGGUCCGAAGGAUGAUCUGCAGAGGCUUAACAUACCGCUCGUGGCCGAUCUGCCGGUAGGACGUCGGAUGCAGGACCACCUUACCGUGCCCAUCUUUUACCGAAAUCGUCCGGAGCAAACGGUCAAACCGAGCGACGGGCAACAGGAGAUCCUGUCGGAUGCAUACGAGUAUCUGAUGCGACGGAGCGGUCCAUUGGUUUCAGGCGGAAUCGAUAGUUUCGUUGGGUUCGUCAACACGGCCAAUGCUAGCGAUCCGUACCCGAACGUGCAGUAUCAUUACGCUUUCUCGCGCCAACGGACCGGUCUGGCCAGUAAUAUGGUGCGGACGAUGGAGCUACGUGAAUCUAUCACCGAUGAGCUCGAGCAAGCCAACGCCAAGGCCGAUCUGCUCGUCAUCUUUCCGAUCUUACUGAAACCGAAAUCCGAAGGCAGCGUACGGUUGCGAACGGUACAGCCCCUUGACAAACCAUCCAUCGAAGCCGGCUAUCUUGAGCAUCCGGAUGAUGUGACGCAGCUCAUCGAGGGUAUCCGGAUCCAGGAGCGCAUCAUGGGAACGUACACACUUAGCUCGCUCGUGCCGGAACUUGUGAGGCUCAAUUUGCCGGACUGUGCAGCGUUCGAUACCGAUCGGUACUGGGAGUGUUAUGUGCGUGAGCUGGGUGUCACGCUCUACCAUCCAGUUGGUACGGCAAGGAUGGGACCAAAAGAUGAUCCAGACGCGGUAGUUGAUCCUCGGCUACGAGUCCAUGGUAUUCGGAGGCUACGUGUAAUCGAUGCUAGCAUUAUGCCGGAGAUCGUCAGCGGUAACACGAACGCACCGGUUAUAAUGAUCGCCGAAAAGGCAUCCGACAUGUUGAAGGAGGAUCAUUCGCUGUAGCAUCUACGACGAA
Molecule: messenger RNA, 1749 nt
Organism: Anopheles darlingi
Lineage: Eukaryota; Metazoa; Arthropoda; Insecta; Diptera; Culicidae
Product: glucose dehydrogenase [FAD, quinone]-like
Exons: 1
Coding region: 126-1736 (536 amino acids)
Molecular function (GO): flavin adenine dinucleotide binding; ecdysone oxidase activity
Source: RefSeq, a predicted model, not a curated record